Molecule: messenger RNA, 663 nt
Organism: Rasamsonia emersonii CBS 393.64
Lineage: Eukaryota; Fungi; Ascomycota; Eurotiomycetes; Eurotiales; Trichocomaceae
Exons: 3
Coding region: 1-663 (220 amino acids)
Source: RefSeq, a predicted model, not a curated record
AUGCUGAAAGAUAUAUCUGAUCUAGUACCUAUCAAACUCACAAGCGAAACCGCCCUCACCAGAACAAGAAGUAAACCGUCCUCCGCAUCGACGGAGCAGGCAUUCGCCAAUGCCAUACGCGACCGUGAUCGUGGGUGCAUCAUUGCAAAAGUCCAGAACCAUCCCGUCAACAUCCAAGCCGGAGUCUGGGACAGAUUCGAGGCAGCGCAUAUAUUUCCACUUGCCUACUCCGGUCUUUGGAACACGCUAGGCUUUGAUCAACAUAUCACUAUUCCAGGACCGGAUGGCGACAAUAUUAACUCUGUGCAAAACGGUAUCCUUCUUGGAGCUCACAUACACGCCCUGUUUGAUACUUAUGCGUUCUCUAUCUCUGCGAAGCACGGCUACAAGGUCAUCUCCUUCCGCCCAAACAUAGACAACAUCGCAGGAACCUUUCUCCCUGGUGCAUCAUCAUUCCUCACGAACCCCAACCGCCCUCCAGACGCCCUCCUAGACUGGCACUCCCGUCAGGCAGUGCUGACGAACAUGAAAGGGAUGGGGGAGCCUUGUUUCGAAUCGGACUUUCCGCCCGGAUCGAAUAUGUUUCUAAUAAUUACUGACUAUAAAGAUCAUACUGAUCAUACUUAUUACCAACCUGAUAAUGCAAGUUCAAGACAGCGUUGA